UAACAAUGUCGUGCGACCUGACUGAUCCAGCCAUUUCAGAGGCAUAUCAAGCCAUCAUCGCUGGCACUCCAACUAACUGGCUUAUCCUUGGAUACCAUGAUACGCGGGAUAAAAUUUCUUUGUAUUGUAAAGGUACAGGAGGUUUAGAAGAACUCAAAUCCAAUCUGAAGGAGGAAGUUCUUUAUGGUUUUGUACGCAUUGAGGACCGUUUCGUGAUUCUCGCUUAUGUCUCUGAACAAGUCAGUGGGCUUCGCCGUGCCCGUGCUUUGGUCCAUGGCAAGGCUGUAGGAGCACUUUUCAAGGAAGCCCAUGUUCAGAUCAAUUCCGCAAAUCUUGCUGACCUGGCAGAGGAUAAAUUAAGGGCUCGUCUAGGGUUACCCGGGAAUGGUGGUUCCCUUACGCCAGAGUCUUCGGGUUCCCCAGUGAUCGCACCGUCCCCUACUCCUACCAUUCCUCUGGUAGCACCCCGCCCUGUCACACCCAGCUCUCCCCUUUCUUCCUCGAAUGACAACGACGACAACGACGACAACGACGACAACGAUGACAACGAUGACAACGACAACAACGACAGCGCCACCAUCCCACCAGAGAUCUCAAGCCCUGCACGGACAGAGUCUCCCCGCUCUGGCGUGUCCACACCCCGGACAGAGCGUCAACUUGAGAUCGAGGCUGCAGAGCGCAAAGUCCGUGAGGACACGGAGCGUCAGAAACAGGCCGAGAUUAUAAAGCGUCAGCGUGAGACCCAAGAGCGCGAGGCUCGGGAGCAAGAGUUGCUGGCUCAGAAGCAAGCCGAGGAGCUUGAACGGAGGCGUAAAGAAGAGGCCGACAGAGUUUCGCGUGAGGCGAUGAAGAAGCAACUGAUCGAGAUGGAAAGGCUCCGUGGAUCAGGGCUUUCAGGCUUUAUCACUAUCCAAAGCCAUGGUUCACCAUGUUGGAAACGUCGAUUUUACGUGAUGAGAGGUCAAGUCAUAUCUUUUUACCGAGAUGAGCUAGAUAGGCUCCCAAUUUCGGAAAUGAAACUAGGCGGUCGAAUCACCAACAUAGAAGAUGCCUCGAUGGAUUGUUUGAUUCCGAAUGCUUUCAGGGUGGACCUUUUCAUGGGGGAGUCUCAUUUGUUCUUUAGUGAUUCGCUCAGGGAUAAGGAGCUGGCUAUUGCUGGUUUUAUGAAGUGUAGUGAAUCUUCAUAGAG
Lobosporangium transversale is the source of this 1189-nucleotide messenger RNA. RefSeq lists its product as hypothetical. Gene Ontology annotation, molecular function: actin filament binding. The coding region runs from base 6 to 1187 and encodes 393 amino acids. Gene Ontology annotation, cellular component: actin filament; plasma membrane; cortical actin cytoskeleton. The transcript is spliced from 4 exons. Gene Ontology annotation, biological process: regulation of actin filament polymerization. The record is from RefSeq and is a predicted model, not a curated record. NCBI's taxonomy places the organism in Eukaryota, Fungi, Mortierellomycota, Mortierellomycetes, Mortierellales, Mortierellaceae.